AUGACGACAGAAGAGCUGUCCGCCGAUUUAAAAAAGAUCUAUGGAAAUCUUGCGAAUAUUGAGGCAAAAUGUAUCACCAUAGAUGCCGCUCAAGCCGCCGAGCCUCGUGCGCCACUCACCAACGAGCAGUGGCAGACGCUGAUAGCGUUGCAUCGCACCCUGCUGUACGAUCAUCAUGAUUUUAUCAUGGCUACUCAGCAUAAGGCAGCAACUCCUGCAAUGAACGGCUUGCCAUUCAAGUACAGUAUGCCUGCCAGGAUGUGGAAGCACGGGAUCCAUGCGUUCCUCGAAGUCCUCAGACACCGAAGACCGGAAUCUCACGAUUACAUGUUAGCUUUCAUUUACCUCGCGUAUCAGAUGAUUGCUCUUUUCCUAGAGACUGUUCCUAGCUACACGGACACUUGGAUUGAAUGCCUAGGAGAUCUCGCGCGAUACCGUAUGGCUAUCGAACCCGAGAAGGAAGCUCAUACAGCCUGGGGUGGUGUAGCGGCGCGAUGGUACACUCUAGCUUCAGACCGCAGUCCGGAUGUCGGUCGACUGUACCACCACCUUGGGAUCUUAGAACGACCCAGUCUUCGGAAACUCUGCUUCUUUGUGAAAUCGCUGACUUGCUGGGUCCCAUUCACGAAUGCCCGAGAUUCCCUAGCAACUCUUUGUGGUCCUUUCGUGCAGGACGAUGCUGCUAUCGAGCGAAGCGCCGGAUCUCUUGAGGCUAGAGUCGUCACAUUCCAUGCCCUGGUCUGUUCCAACAAGGAUUCGCAGACGGUCGGUCGGGUUAAGGCUGAUGCUGUACGACUGCUCUCCGAGCUCCCGCUGUCCCUACCCAAGAUUGGGCCUUAUCUAGCGAUCACUAACAUUGGCAGCCUCUUCGAGCGUGGGUAUCCUCAGAAUCCCUUGUGGCGGCUCUACACGACAGCCUCGAACAAUGCGAAAUCUUCGGCACGUGGCGCGACAUCUGUGAAUGAUGGGAGAAUCGAUCUCCUGUCUGCAAAUACCUUCCAGGCGCAGAUGAGCGACGCGCUCGCAUUUAGCGCCGACUUCUGCUAUAAAGCAUUUGACGUGCUCCUGCAUCCAUGGGAAGAUGAGAUAGUAUUGAAGGACAACCUCUCAUUUGUUCACAUCAUGCUGGCGUGGCAGCAUUCCUUGCACACACUUCGAUCCUCCACGGACAACAAAAGCUUACUGGAUGAACAAUUUUGCACUCUCGUUGACCCUAGCAGGGUGUCUUGGGCACGAUUGGCCAAAUUCUUGAAUCAGCUGGCCAAAUUCCACCCUGUGAACGCGCGCAUCCUCGCACAUGGUAGAGAUGGCAGCUUUCCUAUAUUGGAGCCCGCUCAGGCCCUGUCCGAGGACUUCCUGAUUCGUGGUCUCAUCUGGAGCCGAGGGUAUCAUCCUGCCGACCACUUCAAGAACCAGAGCGAAGACGAUGGACGCAACAUUGAGUCCAAGGCCACUAAUAAGCUCCGAGCAGACCGAGUGCUAUGGCUUGGGCUUUUCCUGGCGUUCCAAGCGCGAUACCUUCACUACGACGAAGAGGCCAAACUUUUUUCUGCCAAUGAGAACACUGCCUGGAAGGUCAGCAGUCAUGAGGUUGAGUUGGUCGACAUACCGAGAUCCAGUGUCCAAUCGCCUUCGAUGACUGAGGACACAACAAUGAAAUCGUACUCGGGCAAACGAUCAACGUCCUCGAGAUCGAAUAGCGAAGAUGGGUUUGUCAAGGUCGCAAGACUGAGCCAAUCGUGGUCACGCGGCCCUACGCCCCGAAAUCCUCUGAACAUACCCAAGCAAUGGAGUUCCCGGGAUGGUGCGCCUAGCUGA
Dissoconium aciculare CBS 342.82 is the source of this 1818-nucleotide messenger RNA. RefSeq lists its product as uncharacterized. NCBI's taxonomy places the organism in Eukaryota, Fungi, Ascomycota, Dothideomycetes, Mycosphaerellales, Dissoconiaceae. Gene Ontology annotation, molecular function: telomeric repeat DNA binding; protein binding; telomerase RNA binding. Gene Ontology annotation, biological process: nuclear-transcribed mRNA catabolic process, nonsense-mediated decay. Bases 1 to 1818 code for a protein of 605 amino acids. The transcript has 2 exons. Gene Ontology annotation, cellular component: telomerase holoenzyme complex. The record is from RefSeq and is a predicted model, not a curated record.